GUGGUCGGCGGUGCGGUGAGCGGCGGGCCAAUGGGCGGCGCGGGGCUGUAGGGGAGAAGAUGGCUGCCUCGGAGGAGGAGGCAGGUCAAAGUGAUAGCAAAAAUGAUGAUUCUGCCUCACAUGAGACGAGCAAGCAAUUUUCCACCAUUCACCAAGAGAUUGAGAACCAGUUGUGUCGGCCUGGUGUGAGCUAUGAGAACAGAGUCAGUGCUGUGCUAUCAGGCUGGGAGCACCUGGCAGGAACCGUUGAAGGAGAUGUUGGCCAGUUACAGCCCCUUGCAUCAUUUCUGUAUAGAUGGAGUUUACAACUUAUCCUUCAAGGGGAGUGGCCUGGUCUAGCCCAGAUCGUCAAAACUCGACUGGGUGUAACAUUGCAAAGGUGUUCGAGGGUGGCCAUACUGCAGCCCCUGUGUCGAACUCUCCUUCCCCUUGUUUCUGACCCUUGGGGCCACACUACGAAGACAAUAUUUUCAGAUUCAGAAAUUUCUGAUGAAGAAGCCGUUAAAUAUAUAUCCAAUGAAUCUUGGGAAGUUGUCCGUGUGCGUGUAGACACAAUGAUUGAGUCCAGGUGUGAGGAACUUGCAUACAGAGUUCUCAAAGUGUGCAUAAGAUGUAUACGAUUGAGAUCAGAGGGCAUGGGUGUUCCACUCUACACAGAUGAAGACCAUAAUCACUUUGUUGAUUUGUACUUUGUAUUGCUGUACAAAUUUCAACGGAAAGCCUUUUUAGAUGAAGUUAAAGCGCUGGAUGUGAAUGAAGGAGUCAACCUGGUACAGCGGCUGGUGGCCAAGCAAGACAAGGCCAAAGUGUGGAAGCAUCGACUAAAGAUUGCUGACCUUGCUAUUCAGAUAUUCUUAGCCACUACAAUAGUGAAGAAGUACAACCAAGACUUUUGGCCUGUGUUUUUGGAGUGGUGUGGUGUCCAAGAAGCUGCUGCAGUUGCUGAUGAUGUGCUAGUUCAAAUGAUCCAUAAGUAUAUGCAGCUGUCUGAGGCUUCCCAGCACAUAUACAAUAUGAGUUCCAUUUUGCACAGAAAGUUUGGGAAUCGGUUGGCUUCACUAGUCACUGAACUCUUAAUACGUGCUCUCACAAUGGACAUGAACAGCUUGGAAGCCCUGAAAUUGAAACAGACCGAAGGAUCUCAAAAAGAACAGCAAAUCCAACUAGAACAACAGAUGGCUUCUGGAUUCAUGGAUCUGGCUACAGUGUUUAGCAAUCAUAAAAGUGUAGCAAGGGAAUGUGUCCUCACAGCAUUUAGUCUUCACCCAACUCCUGAACGUCUAGUCUUGCUCAGCAGCUUUGUGGGCAGCUCUCCUAGCUCUCCCACAUCAAGUUCUUCUCAAGCCCUUGAAUUACCACACUCUGUAAAACUUUCUGCAUUGUACUCAUCCUCUCCCUCACAUGCUUCAUUUCCUGUCAGUCAGUCCCCUCCACCUUCUGCUCCUCAUUCUUCAUCUGUCCCACAUUCUUCAUCUGAGGUGUCUCAGCCACCCUGUUCUUAUCAGUCAACAUCUUUGCCACCAAGUCCUGCACCUUCCUAUAUCCCCCAGUCAUUGCCUUCCCUUCCUUCCCCAAUAUCCCAUCCACUACCGUCCUCCCCAGCAUCAUGUCAACUUCCUACUUCUGCACCCUCAUCUUACAGCAUUUCCUCUCCAAGUCCACACUCUCCAUCUGGUCUUUUGUAUCUUGAAACCUCAGAUACUGGAACAGAGAUGGGAAUAUCUGCCAUGAGCCUGCAGUCCACUUCUACUUCCGACACACAAGAUGGCUCACCAGACACAUCACAGGGCAGUGGUGUUGUACAAACUACACAGUCCACCACCUGCCUUCAAUCCACAUGCAGUAACUCUUGUUCUGCACCAUCCUCUCAAAAUUACUCUCAACUUACUGAUUUGUCCACAUUGGGAAAUUCCACUGUCAGUGACCCAGUCCACAAUAGUCUUAAUUAUGUCAGUGUUCAAAAUAGUAUUAAUGCUGAUAACAUGGAAGUGACGAGUUCCAGUGAAGUACAAGUGAGUCAGAAUUGUUUACAAAUUGAUGAAGUUAAUGCUAAAAGCAGAAUGUCUCCAGUAAGUGACCAGAGAGGUUUAUCAUGUGAAGACCAAUGUCUGACAGACAUCACGAUAGAUACAGGACAAUCUCAUCCAUAUAGUUCAUCUGAUGUGGAUUCCCAGGAAUCUCAGAUGGCUAUUGAAAAUAAUGCUCAAAAUAAGAUGGAAGAUCUCCCAUUGUCACAAACCACAGAUAUGACUGCUAAUGAUAAGGGGUUGGAUAGUGGAAUAACCAAAAUGAAGGAUGAUGUGGAUUCUAUGGACAAGUUCUACAAAAGCACUGAAAAUUUUAUUGAACAAUUGAGUCAAGAGCCACCCAAAAAAUCUUCCCAGUCUCAAUUGACAAAUCUCACAUCAGAAGAUUUUCUGUGUCAGAACUAUGAUGUAUUAACUCAGCCCAGUCAAGUACUUGAUGCAGAAGUACUGGGCAUGACAAAAGAACUGUGCGAUGACCUAGCAGUGGUGCUCAGCUGUCCUCGAUGGCAAGUGUUGUCAUGGAUGCUUGACUGGAAUGAGCUUUCAAAAAUUUGUGGACAGUAUCUCAAAGAUGCCGAUAGUGCGAAGAACAUGACUAAGGAACUCAAGUAUCUCAACAUUGAUUACAGUCAAUUUCAGAACAUGCCCUCUGCAGAAAUCACAGAAUUCACUGGUAUAGAAAAGGGAUAUGAGCACUUUAUUGAACAUGAAUCUGACAGUGAAGCCACAGAUGGGGGGGAUUACAUUGCUCGCCCUAAAACAAGUCACAGCUCUCCAGCUCCACCUGCUGGAUCAAACAGUUCUGAUAAUAUAAUAAAGGUACCAAAAAGGGGAAGAGGACGACCAAAGAAAUUGGCACACAUCAACAAGCUUUUUGACUCGGACUCUGAUUUUGAUGCUAGUGUCCGGUUGAAGGGAUCUUCAUGUUACUUGAUUUCAAUGUCAGAGUCUGAAGAGUCUGACAUAGACAAUAAAAGUAAGACCUUCUUGAAAAUGGAUCCUGAACCUAGUGGUAUUGUAGAAGGCAAGAGAGUGACAGCUGUAAGUAAUCAAGACAGAAGUAAGCGCAUACGCAUUGAUGCAGGUACAGGCAAAGUUCGGAAGGACAGGAGCUUACUGAACAGUUUGCGACUUUUCAGACACGAGAAAUAUGGAGGUAAUCCAGACCCUGUUUAUGAUGACUCAGAGUUUGAUGGGUUACAACGCUCUGCAGAAAACUUUGCCCCUCCUCUCAGUUCUUUGAAUCUUAAUCCUCGUGUUGUGCUAACAGAACGGGACAAGACAGCUGUCGACCAGCAGCUUCAAAGGUCUAUGAGAACAGCAACGGCAGGGGAAAGAGUUGGUCCUGCAAGGACAGCUCCAUCUAGUCAGUCACGUGAAUCCUGGAGAUAUGCAGGAUCCUUUGUGGCACCCAAUCCCACCAGUGCUGUUCGUCCAGCCACCUCAGUCCCACUCUCACGCUCACCAUCUGUCCAAUGUUAUGUACGUCGCAAAGAUGGCAAGGUGCUUUUUGCUCCUUUCAAUAGAUCAAUUUUGAGUGGCAGUCGCCCACCUAACCCAAGUGGAAAUAAUAACUAUUUAAAGUUGUUGAGCAGGCCAACAUCUGGUUAUGAUGAUUCUUACGCUAAAUUUUUGCUUCAACAAAAUCCCAAUCUUCAAGGGAAAAGUACUGGUGACACCUUACCCAGAAAAAACAUGACACUUGAUGCCAGCCUUGAUUAUCUUAAAAAACAAGGUACAACAGUGACUUAUAAAUCUAGAAAGGCAGGAUCAGCCUUAGCCCUUGCAAAUGCUCAGAAAACUGUAUUGAACAGAAUCAUGUCUCCAGAAAAUGCCAUAUCUGCCAUAAGUAGCCGAACUGCUAUAGCAAUGCCUGUCAGUAAUAAUCCCCCUAACUUACCUCCAUCAGACAAGACAAACCCUGCCAAUUUGAGUCGGGUUUUACCUAAGGGUACAACAGUUGUCAGGAAGCCUAAAGCCGAUGGAGCAGGGCCUAGUGGGCUCAGUAAUAACAGCGGGUCAGGGAGCAGCUCAGGUACACGAACUGUGGUCACCCGACCAGGAAACUUUCCAACUGUGGUUUCCCGUCCCACUUCUACAGUUUCUUCUGCUGUACGCACAGGAAACACUGUCAUGGCUGUCAGAACAAGUGCAUCCACCAUCCGCACAACUUACUCACGUGGUGUGGUGGUGACUGGCAGCCUAGGAGCACAGGAGUCGGCAGCCAACAGAAGUACAACGCCUCCUUCAACCGUUAGUUCCCCAUCAACAACUGGAGGCACCACUUCUGGCACAGGAUCAUCAUCAUCCUCGGCAACGCCGACCCCUUUAGUCUCAGCCACGGUGGUAGGUAGUGUCCCCACGUCUGUUCCAAACAGUCGUAGUUCCCCGAUGGGGACACAAAGUGGAAAUAGUGCUAAGCAGCAGCAGCAGCAGCAGCUGCUGCUGCAGCAGUCCUGGGAUGUUGUUCAAAAUGAUAAUGUAAGUGGUGUUGAGGUCAACACCACCAUUACCCAAAUGAGCAGCAGCACCAGGGGAGCCACCACUUGCACCACCACCGUGGCUAGCCCACCGGGGGACACCAGGGCAGCUAGCAUGUUAGAGACAUUACUGAGAGACCGACCUGUCCCUCCCAGCCCUCUUCACACCCAGUCCACCACAGCCAUCACCACUAUUACUGCAGCUCUUCCCAGCACCAUAACAUCUAUAGUAGGCAGCAGCAGCGUCCCACUAGCAGUGUCUGGGGAGAGCCAAGUAACAAAUGCUGUGGUAGGUACUUUGACCAGUACAGGCAGCACCAGUGGCAAUGUGGUUAUUGCAAGCGGCUCAAAUGCCAACAGUGGUGUGAUUAUGGCAAGUGGUGUAGUUGGAACACCCACAGCAGGCAAUGUUGUUGUUGCUAGCAGUGGACUUGUUGGUAGUAGCGGUGUCACUGUGAACAAUAGUGUUGGUGAGGGAAGCUCAGGAGCAGUGCAGCAGGUGCUUUUACCUGGCCAGAUCGUCCAAGUUCACACUAGUGAUGGCACAACAGGCAUUGGAAUUGUGCAGUCAUCCUCACUAGAUUUAAGAUUACCAGCUGGUACAAGAGUAAUAAAAUCUUGUGGUGGAACAAUACGAACCACAGCUGGCCAGCAGCAGCAAGUAACGGGAGUAAUAAACCAAACUGGCAGCCGUCAAGUUAAUGUCUUGCACAAUGUCAAAAUUCUACAGAAUGUGCAAAAUAGGCAGAUUGUCCGCACUGUGGUUGUGCCACAUCCAGUAGCCCUCCAGGGACUGAAUACUCAAACAGGUCACCUAAAGCCCCAAGUUGUUUCUCUCAGCCAAGGAACUAGCACACCUACAACAACUGCAGGGGAAAGUGGAGUAAUACAGCCCCAAGUUCCUGCUACUACUGUGAGAGCUAAGAUACCCCCUUCUACUAUUGUCCAGAAAGUGUUGGGUCGCAGUGGUGGGCUGGUUAUUCGCACACUUAGACCUCAGACAUCAACUCAAGCAUCAGGUGAUUCAGCCACAUUUGAAGAAGGAUUGGGGGCAAAAUUACAGCAACAACAAGCUGUAGAUGGAGACAAAAUCACAGGAACCACCACCACAACUAAUGUAACAGUUGCUCGUCUACCCCAAGAUGAGGGUCUAGGGGAGCGUCUCAGUCACUAUUUAAAAACUGCUCUCGUGAGUUCUACAAGCACCCAGAGUGUUGGAACUCAGACUCUGACCACAGCUGUAAAGCCUUCAGCAGGUCAGCUAGUUAAUCAAGUUGCUAUGAAUCAUUUGAGAAGUGGGGGAAGUGCAGCUCUUUCCUUAGCUGGAAGCAUCCCUGGGAUAAGUGGUACACCUAACACUAUUUCAACAAGCCCAACACCACCACAACAGGCUAAUAUUCCCUCUCUGCCUCUCACUCCAACUAAUGCUGUCAGUUCAGAGACUCUGGAGCAGCUAAGAGAAUUUGAGUCUGUUUUUGAGAAAGUAUCAAAUAAGUCUGGGAAAGAGGGAACUGACGGAGAAGCAAGUGUGGACAGUUACACAAGCACUCCUAUGUCCUCAGAAGAAUCAAUGAUAGCUGCUCAGCUCUUGAGCAUGGCUAAUGAUAACCCUGCUGUCACUACAUCUUCAAGUUAUGUAUACUCUGUUCCCACAACUGUUUAUGAUGCAAGUGGAACCAGAUUAACAGAAGGAACUUAUAUAACCAUUCCUAGUACCACUCAAGCAGGCACUCUCAUUUUAGUUAAUCAUAGUGGCACUGGCACAGGCUUAGUUACUGUUGCCAGUGGUGUACAAAGUCAACAGCCACCACCUGCUGCUUCACCAGCUUUGUCCUCUACCUCCUCUCACUCUUCCAUUGCUUCUUCACCAUCAUCUACUUCAAGCAAGAGUAAGAAACCACCUCCAAAGUCAAAAACAGUCCCUCCAACCACACCACCUGUGGUGGCCAAACCUAAGACGCCACCACCACCCAAAGCUCCAGCUCCAAAGCCAACUGUAGCCAAACCUCAAGUGGAGGAGAGUGAUGAAACCAAAGCUCGUAUUCAAGCCAUCCUGGAGAAAUACAAGCAGGAUUUAGCUAAUACACCACAGCCUCAACCAGCUCCAAGGAACAGGAAAAACUGUCCACCACCAAAGAACGAAGGAAAAACAUCCACCAAGAAAAAGAGUCCAGUAAAGAAAGUAGAAGGGGGUGCAGGAAACAGCCCAGCGGUCUCUGAAGGCUCCAUAGUUGGGUGUCCUUCCCCAAGUCCAUCACCAGGUCCUGCAAAUGAUAACUCAAUUGGUCCUUCAAGUAGUGCUUCAAGUGGACAACCAGUUCAGUACAGCUCUCAAGUUGUAGUUAGUCAAGGAAACUCAAAUUCUGGGAAUCACAGUGCCCCUGAUGAAAAAAUAAAGACAGAAGGUAGUCCUGAAGUUGUUGCAACUACUCCACAAAUACUCCAAGGAGUCAUGGUGUCAAAUGUAAAAGUGGAGGGUAGUAAUUUAUCGAGUAAUUCAACAAACCUUGCACAAGGCAUUGCUGGUGGCAGAUUUGUUCAACUUAUUCGACACUGUGGAAAAGUGACGACAAUCACAACACGGCAACCAAUGAAUAAAGCAAAAACAGCGAGCCAAGGCGGCCCUCCACCUAAUGUCACAAUACAGGGGCGCAUUAGUAUGAAUGAUCUCAUGGAGAGUCACAUUGCAUCUCUUUUAACGGGAGGUAGUUCAGCCUUGACACAGUCACCAUCUGUUGUUAGCAAGAUUGUUCAGCAGCAGCAGCUUGCAGGCCAUCAAGCAGUUCAACAAGUAGUGGUGCAAACAUCAGGAGGCCAGCAAGUAUUGCAGCAAGUAGCAGUUCAGCAGCUUCCUACCUCAUCAGUCAAGCAGCAACAACAACAAAAGCCACAACCAAAAAGCAGUGUAAUUCAACAACUUUGCAUUGCCAAUAGUGAAGAACUGUCUGGAGCAAGUUCUCAACUACGUCAAGCAGCAGUCAGCGUGGGAUCCCUUCCAGCCACUCCCCCUAGUAAUAUAGUCACCACUGCAAACACUAAUGUCAUAAAUACACCAGCUGUUUCUAAAGGCUCUACAAAUUCUAAUCCUUCACCAUCUACAAGCACAUCAAGCAUCCCUUCACCAUCCCAAACCCCCACUGGUGCAAACAGUAAUGUUAUCCAUAAUAGCACUGGUACCAUUAGUGGUACAGUUAAACUUCCACUCUCUUCUAUCCCAAGCUCUCCACUUACACCACAGACAAAUGCUGGAACAUCACCUCCAACACCACAACCUGUGUCAGCUUCUCCCCAUGCUCCCUCCCCUGCUACAGAGCCAUCUCCUACACCCUCAUCUUUUCAAAUGGGAGAGGAAAGCAAUAGCAGUGAACAGAGUGUGGGUGACGGUCUCGCUUGCCCACUGCCUCCUUUUCUAACCCUAAAAUCAUUUAUAAUGAGGAGUCCACAACAACCUUCACCACAGACUCAACAAUUGCAGCAGCAGAAAAUACAGCAGGAACAGAAAAUAUCUGAUAAGUGUUUCUCUGGGACAGGAGUACAGCAAGCCUCAAACAGUACAGGACCUGUGCAAGAAUCAUCAACAUCCACUCCUUCGAUAAUCCUUAAUAAACCUCCCCAGAGAGGAAAUCAGUCACAUGUGCAGCUGCAAAUUUCACAACCUCUUAGAAAACCAACCACAGUGAUUCGCUCUAGUGGAGGAACUGCAGGAAGAAGAUUAGUUAUAGGAGCCUCAGAUCCAAAUGGAAGAACAGUUGGUCAUGGCACAACAGCUUCCCCACUCUUGGUGAGUGGUGCAGGGGAAGUAGGCAUUGCUUCAUCACCCUUAUCAGGCUCCAGUCAUGAAGGAUCACCUGCUAGCUCACACUCCCGCAUACGCUUAGCAACAAGACCUCAAGACAUGAGAAGCAACUCCAUCGAUUCCUUAAAAAGUGAUCAAAGUGUUGAAGAAGUCCAGAUUCCUCCAAGUCCAGCAACAUUAACAAAACAAAUACAGAGUGCUUACAUGACUGAGGCAGCCCUGUCUCCCUCAGUGUCUCAGUCACAACAUUCUGGAUCCUCCUACUCAUCACCCAGCACAACACAUGACCUUCCAUUCACAGAAGCUCCUCCUACCUCAGAUGAUUCCUAUGGAGGUGGCCUGACUCAGCCUGGCCACUCCUCAGUCCCACCUGCUCCAGGCCUCUCAGUAACAGGUGUCUCUCCUGAAGGGGACACACAGAUGGGAGCCUUGACCUCACCCUCUGGGGAUGUUUACCUUCAUCAUUCAGGAACAGGUUUAGGCUUGGAGGGCCUUGAGGCAGGGACAUUGCCACUUGUUUCAGGUAUGGAAGUAAGGACACAUUCACCAGCCUUGAGUGAUUUAGUGUCUUCUGGACCUCUCCUUACCUGGUCCCCUCGAUCUGCUGACUCCAUGAUGGCACAGUCUCCCUCCCUCAAUGAUGCUCUCACAGCGAACAUUCCACUUGAUGUAAAUCACAGUGAGGAUUCUCUAUGUGACUCAUCCACUGGCUUCCCUGGGCUCUUCUCAAUUGAGGGAGAUGGGGUCAGUGUAUCUUCCAGCACAAGCGAAGAUAUUGGAAACACCACAGCGGGAGUUUCAAGUAAUCAGCAGCAUACUUUACAGCAAGAUCUGGAAUCACAGGAACAAGUGGAAGUGACAAUAGACUUGCAUCCCCGAGAGAGUGAACAAGACCAUACCAUAACUUCCACCAGGUCACCUACACAGUUGGAAUUACCUAUAGCCACCCUUCGUGGAAUCACUACUCAUGGCAUCCAGUCAUCAGGGAGCAUUAUAAUAAGCCAGGGAGUUCAAGAGACACCUUGGAGAUUUGAUAACACUAUUGUUACACAGGCUAAGAGUGUUAUUAAAUCUGAGCCUUCUAAUGAACACCAUAAUGAUAAGAGAGCAACAGAUCAUGAAGAAAUUGCUGGUCCAUCCAACAAUAUUCAAAGCAAACUAAGUGAUGGAUCCCCAGUAUCAUAUCAAAAGAGCAAACAGAAAAGGGGGAACAGUGUUGAAGUGAAAGAGCAAGAGGUUGAGGAUGUCAGAAUUUUGGCUGAAGUUGUUGCCAUGAAGGAUCUAGAGAAGGGAAACAAAUCUAAUAUACAAAGCAAAACUGAUGGAAAAGUUGAUACAGACACUAAGAAGUCUCAAGAAGGGAGCAGUAGAAAGCGUGGACAGCGUUCAACCUACUUGCCGGAUAAAAGAAAGCUAAAUGUAAUAAGUGAAAAUGAAGUAAAGACAGAAGAAAUUCCAACAAAGAAUGGACAUGAAGAUGAUGAUGUACUUCCCAAUAUAAAAAUAGGUAACAGUAGUUGCGGUGUUGGUAGAAACAAGCGUAGAAGUUCACAGCGUGCUGUAGCAGCUUCUAGUAAUGUAGUUUCUCCAGCUUCAGUGUGUCGAACUCGUACAAAACCUGUGAAAACUGAAUCCAACAUUAAACAGGAACAAGGACCUGGACUCUUAGAUACUGAGAUCAAAGAUGAAAAAGUUAUCAAAUUAGCAAAGGUUAUUAAGGAAAAUAGUGAUGGUGGAGUCGGAAGAACGAGAGGAGGAAGGAGGCGCACAGAAAUGGACAGUAUUGGGGAAGUAAAGCACUUGGAGAGUCACGAUGAACAAAAAGUAAGUGGAGAGAGUCAGAGGGAAAUUAAGCAAGGUGAUGACAACAUUGAUAUCAAGUUUAGUGAAGGGGAAUGUGGUGAGGAGGUGCGGCGAGGUGGUAGGGGUGCUAGAGCUGGAAAGCGGGGUGACGGAUGUGCUUUGGGGGAAGAGGAGGUGCAAAAUCAUAUAGAUGAUGAAUCAGCAGUACCACGAGGAAACCGAGGACGCCACAUCAGUGGUACCUCAGAUACCAGCAGCAAUUACAGCUUGGAGUGUGCUGUGACUCCAGCAUUGCAGGACAACAUCCCCAGCAUCAGUGGAGGACGUAGACGAAGACGACACAGCAGAGAAAGUAGUGCCAGCAGUAGAGACGGCAGCCCACUCACCAUACACUCUCAUGAUUUUCCCCCUGGUGGUGUUAACACCAGACGCUCAUCCUCACGGGACCAUGCCAAGAAAAAGAAGUGCUCAUGCUGUGUGGGAGGAGAGCAAAAAAAGAGCAGCUCUGGCAGUGGGAGGAGAGUGUCUACUAGAGCUGCUAGAGGCUCUAACAGUGGUUCUUUGCAGUGAACAAAAUUGUUUCUUGCAGUGUAGUACUUUGCUAGAAUCCUCAUGUAUGUGUAUGUAAAAGUUCCAUCUGUAGUGACUGUACAAGAAAGAGGUACUGGUGAUUGAGGAAAGCAUCAUCAAUGACUAGCAAUAGCACUGCAGUAGUUCAUAAGCAGCUAUAUCCCAUUCUGUGAUUAAUUUAUUUAGAAGACACUUAAUGGCCCACCUGUGGCAUUUCUGAACUAAAUAUCUUUUCCCAAGACAAAAGGUGUGGCUUCUGUAGUUUUUGAUGAUAUCGUUCCUCUUUAUGAAUAAUAGUGGCUUUGGAACAACAAUCUUCAUCUUUUCCACAGAAUAAGAAUUAAGUGUUAUAGUUUAAUGUUCCUUUUCAUAUUUCAAAAUAUUUUUAUACUCUGAAAACUUGCUCACUUGUGUGAGCUCUUGCAGCACAAUUUCUUUUUUUAAUGGGAUAUUAGUGCCAUACAUUUCCAGUUUAAAUUGAGUAGACUGCAGACCACUGAAAAAAAUGUGGUCGUCAGUGGCUUGGCUUGAUGCACAGUUUUGUAUCAUGUCAGACCAAUAAGGUCACAAUGAUCAUUUGUACCUGAGUGCUUUUUAACUGGUGUUAGUCCAAGUCUUUUAGACAAACCCAAGUGUGAUGCAGUGUUUCCCUCCUGUCUGUCAGUGAAUUGACUUCCACUACUUUACAAAUGUGUUUCUCUCUCUCUCUCUCUCUCUCUCUCUCUCUCUCUCUCUCUCUCUCUCUCUCUCUCUCUCUCUCUCUCUCUCUCUCUCUCUCAGUAGUCUUAGUUUCUCAUCACUCAUUAGUUGUUGUUUUUCUUUUUUCUGUAAUUAGAUUUCAUGAUCAUCACAACCAGCAGCUUUACUUUUUUUUCUCAUUUUACAUUUUUUAUCAUUUUCUUCCAUAAACCCAUCUUCAUAUCAUUUAUCAGUAUGAAAAUGUGAUUUCCUGUAUUUGAUUUUGUUCAGUUUAGGAGUUUGUGACUCAUCCAAUUUGGCACUUUGUUGGGUCACAUAUUGAUACGCUUUUGGUGGACAUUGUCUGGUUCUUAAAGCCUGUCCUGCACAAACUGUAAAUACUUUCUCAUUAGUAAUUUUGCUAUAUCCAAAUUUGUAUUUUAAUUUUUGACACCCUUGUUAGUGGUUUCAUUUAUGAUUUGUAGAGAAAUGGUGUUCUCUAUCUUGAAAUCAAUAGACUAGUAUUACUUCCUUAAUGGAUCAAAAAAUACUUUGAGAAAAGUAACAUGGCUCCUCAGUGAUAGUCUUUUACUCAGUAACUGAUGGCCAGUGGAGGAGGAACCAGCGUGCUGUCCAUACCAAUACUCUCAUAGAAUUAUUAGUAUUUCUACCAAAGGGAAUAUGUCGCAUCUGUAAGUAAAAUCUAUAGUAAAGCUAUAUGUUCUCCAUGAUACAUUCCCAAUCUGCAGUACUUUUUUUUUUUUUCUUUCUUUUCAUGCAUAGAGAAUUCAUGAAAUGUGGAUCCAUUAGAUGUGUUCAUUAUGGAUGUGGGUCUGUAAAAAUAAAACAGCAUGUUCAUGCUGUAUAUUUAUCUUGUAGUUUCAUAGUAGGAGUGACUUGCCAGACAAAAGUGAAAUGCUCCCAGUGAAAACUGAAAAUAUGAUUUUAAGACUAAGAGUUACUGAGAAACAGUAGGAAUGCUAAGCUGAAAAUACAGUAUCUUGCUGCUUUCAAGUUAAACAGGACAUGUGAGAAUGAAAAGUGUCAAAGAGUUGUGAUGUAACAAUACCUGUAACUUGGAAGCAUGGAAUUGGAAUGUACAAUAAGAUGUGGUUGAGUCUCAGACCCACUCCUGUAUACAUAAAGUAGCUUAUCACUGUAGUGUUUGUAUUCCCGAGUUUGGGAAAGUAUGCUUGACCAUCAUUACUUGACAAUGAUGGUAUUUAAUUGUCCUUGCUCUAAGAAAAGUAGGAGUGUUAAUGCAGAAUUUCAUGUUUCUUUUUUUUCUUUUUUUCUUUUUAUUUAUUUCUUUUUUUCUUUUUUUGUCACUUCUUUUUUUUUGGGAAAGUUAAAUUAUAUAUACAACCAUUUGAUUUUCAGGAACAUCCCUUUAAAAUGAUCAUAUUUCAAAAUGUUAAUGAUUUUCAUAGAGAAUGGAUAGUAUCUUGAACUAUAUUUUAUAUUGAAAGCUUAUUUUUUAACAUAAUCAGAUUACCAGCAACAGUGCAGCAUUCAACAUUUCAUGUGCUCUUUAUUUACAUAAGGAAUUUUAAGAAUUUUGCAUUUAAUAGGUAAUUUUAUUUUUUUCUCUGAAUGCUGUUAAUUAUUCUUGACUUGAGGACAUCCACAUCUUAAGCCUACAGUGACCAUAGAAACAUAAAACUAUUUUACUUAGAUGUAUAUAAAGUGUGAAGGUUUCGUAAUCAACCCCAGUGUACUGUUAGCAUGUAAAAUUGGCUUAGAAAUUUACCUUUUGAGUACAUAUUUUCUUGCUUGUAGAAAUCUAGCUCUUGCGUGUGUUUAUUUUUUAUCUUGUAUUAAAUGAUGCUUACCAAGAGUUAUGUAAUAAUUGUGUUUAUAAGAUUUUUUAUUAUUUAUACUGUAAAUAGCUUGCCAAAGCUCUCCACAUGUACACUAUUCUCCUGUUCCAUCAAGGAGGAAGCUGCUCUAGGCUUUCUCCAUUCCUAGUUAAGUGUAAGUUUUCUUGAUAAAAUGUUAAUACCACUCUGUUUGUAAAUGGUAUUGUGUACAAAAUGUUCAUUCUUUUUGUAUUUGUGUAAUGUAUGUACAAAAUGCAUAAAUCCUUUCAUUUUUGCAGUAAGGAAA
This is a messenger RNA of Eriocheir sinensis (Chinese mitten crab), 13460 nucleotides long. RefSeq names its product mucin-17-like. The transcript has 9 exons. Bases 60 to 10676 code for a protein of 3538 amino acids. Lineage: Eukaryota; Metazoa; Arthropoda; Malacostraca; Decapoda; Varunidae. The record is from RefSeq and is a predicted model, not a curated record.